Molecule: messenger RNA, 1162 nt
Organism: Argentina anserina (silverweed cinquefoil)
Lineage: Eukaryota; Viridiplantae; Streptophyta; Magnoliopsida; Rosales; Rosaceae
Exons: 8
Coding region: 64-969 (301 amino acids)
Biological process (GO): tRNA methylation; cytoplasmic translation
Cellular component (GO): cytoplasm
Molecular function (GO): tRNA methyltransferase activity
Source: RefSeq, a predicted model, not a curated record
UCCGGCACGGCGCGUUGGAGCUAAUCCCCCAAUCGGCGAAUUUGGUUAAGGUUAACCAGAGAGAUGGGGAAAGCUUCAAGGGAUAAGAGGGAUAUCUACUACCGGAAAGCCAAAGAAGAAGGGUGGCGUGCUCGGAGCGCCUUCAAGCUUCUGCAGAUUGAUGAGGAGUUCAACAUCUUCGACGGAGUCAAGCGCGUCGUCGAUCUCUGUGCUGCUCCUGGUAGCUGGAGUCAGGUUUUGAGUCGGAAAUUGUAUCUCCCGGCGAAGCUUUCGUCGGAUUCUAAGGACGGGGAUGUGCCGCUUAUUGUAGCUAUUGAUUUGCAGCCGAUGGCUCCAAUUGAAGGUGUUAUUCAAGUGCAGGGUGAUAUAACUAAUGCCAGAACCGCCGAAGUAGUCAUCAGACAUUUUGAUGGUUGCAAGGCUGAUUUGGUUGUGUGUGAUGGUGCCCCAGAUGUUACUGGCCUUCAUGACAUGGAUGAAUUUGUUCAGUCCCAGCUCAUACUUGCAGGUUUAACAAUUGUUACUCAUAUACUAAAAGAAGGUGGUAAAUUUAUUGCAAAGAUAUUCCGUGGAAAAGAUACAAGUCUUCUCUAUUCUCAGCUGAAAGUAUUUUUCCCGAUUGUGACUUUCGCAAAACCAAAAAGUAGCCGCAAUUCCAGCAUAGAGGCAUUUGCAGUUUGUGAGAAUUAUUCUCCUCCUGAGGGAUUCGAUCCUAAGGAUCUGCAUCGCCUCCUAGAAAAGGUGGGAACUCCCUCUGGAGCAAAUGAUCUAGAUUGCAGUAGUGGGUGGUUGGAAGGACCAAAUAAGGUGUAUAUUCCAUUUUUAGCUUGUGGUGACCUCAGUGGGUAUGAUUCUGACCGUUCAUAUCCACUGCCUAAAGAUGCCAAUGGAGCUUACCGGAGCCUGGAUCCAGUCCAGCCCCCAAUUGCUCCACCCUAUAAGAGAGCUCUUGAACUGAAGAAAGCUUGAUAACCAGUCCCUGGAAUCUGGAAUCCUGACCACAUUAGUCAUUAUUAUUCUUUAUACAUUGCAUCAAAACAGUUGUUAAUGUUAGAAGUCGUACGACUUAAAUUGCAAAAGGAAUUUGUCCCAAAUGUUUUGAUAAUCAUUUCUCUGGUGUUGUAAUAUUAUGACUCGUGGAAAUCUAAUUAAUCUUCAAUCA